CUUGAUAUAACAACAGCCCGGCAUGAUAUAUCAACAGUCCAGCAUGAUAUAACAACAGUCCAGCAUGAUAUAUCAACAGUCCAGCAUGAUAUAUCAACAGUCCAGCAUGAUAUAACAACAGUCCAGCAUGAUAUAACAACAGUCCAGCAUGAUAUAACAACAGUCCAGCAUGAUAUAACAACAGUCCAGCAUGAUAUAUCAACAGCCCAGCAUGAUAUAACAAUAGCCCAGCAUGACAUAACAACAGCCCAGCAUGAUAUAACAACAGCCCAGCAUGAUAUAUCAACAGCCCAGCAUGAUAUAACAAGAGUCCAGCAUGAUAUAAUUAUGUUCAAUGAUGGUUUAACGAGGUCUAGUCCGAACUCACAGCUGAUGCAGUAG
Procambarus clarkii (red swamp crayfish) is the source of this 381-nucleotide messenger RNA. Lineage: Eukaryota; Metazoa; Arthropoda; Malacostraca; Decapoda; Cambaridae. The record is from RefSeq and is a predicted model, not a curated record.